Molecule: messenger RNA, 4378 nt
Organism: Tripterygium wilfordii
Lineage: Eukaryota; Viridiplantae; Streptophyta; Magnoliopsida; Celastrales; Celastraceae
Product: kinesin-like protein KIN-4C
Exons: 28
Coding region: 183-4055 (1290 amino acids)
Biological process (GO): microtubule-based movement; mitotic spindle organization
Molecular function (GO): ATP binding; microtubule binding; microtubule motor activity
Source: RefSeq, a predicted model, not a curated record
AAAAUCCCUUCGAUAUUUCAAAACGCACCGAGUGUUCCGUUGUCUCCCACCGUUCCAAUUAACACAACACACACAAACAUCGCCCCCUCUCCCUCUCUCUCUCCCUCCCUCUCUCUGUAGAUCGUUUCGUCCAUCUCCACAGGGCUUGAGAUUCGUCUCGAAGCGAAUCAUUUCAAGGAGAGAUGGAUACUCCUGAGUGCGUGCGAGUUGCUGUAAAUAUUCGACCUUUGAUUACCUCGGAGCUUCUCCUUGGCUGUACUGACUGUAUAACAGUGAUUCCCGGUGAGCCACAGGUACAAAUUGGGUCGCAUGCUUUCACUUAUGAUUUUGUGUAUGGGAGUAAGGGAUCUUCGUCUUCUACCAUAUAUGAUGAAUGUGUGGCUCCACUCGUGGAUGCAAUUUUUCAUGGCUACAAUGCCACAGUUCUUGCCUAUGGCCAGACUGGUUCGGGGAAAACAUAUACAAUGGGGACCAAUUACACAGGGGAAGGAAGCAAUGAAGGAAUCAUACCGAAAGUUAUGGAAAACAUAUUCAAACGAGUUGACAAAAUGAAAGACUCGACUGAGUUUUUGAUUAGAAUAUCAUUUAUUGAGAUUUUCAAGGAAGAAGUGUUCGACUUGCUUGAUCCAAAUUAUGUGAUUCAAACGAAAGGGGAAGGUGUAUCUGUUGCCAAGCCUUCUGGGCCUGCUAGAGUUCCUAUACAAAUUAGAGAAACAGUAAAUGGAGGGAUCACACUUGCUGGUGUGACUGAAGCGGAAGUCAGUACAAAGGAAAAGAUGGGUUUAUACUUGUCACGUGGUUCUUUAUCUCGUGCAACUGGAAGCACCAACAUGAAUAGCCAAUCAAGCCGCUCACAUGCUAUAUUCACAAUUACUAUGGAGCAAAAGAAAAUUUCUCGCAGCACAAGUGAAGAAGAUAGUGAUGAUGUUGGAGAUGACAUCUUGUGUGCAAAACUGCAUUUAGUGGAUCUUGCUGGUUCUGAACGUGCAAAACGGACGGGUGCUGAUGGCAUGCGCUUGAAAGAAGGCAUUCAUAUCAACAAGGGUUUAUUGGCUCUUGGCAAUGUGAUAAGUGCCUUGGGAGAUGAAAAAAAGAGGAAAGAAGGAGGGCACGUUCCAUAUCGUGAUAGCAAGUUGACACGAUUGUUACAGGAUUCGCUUGGAGGGAACAGCAAAACGGUGAUGAUUGCUUGUGUUAGUCCUGCUGAUACAAAUGCUGAGGAGACACUGAAUACUUUGAAAUAUGCCAACCGUGCACGUAAUAUUCAAAACAAAGCAAUUAUCAAUCGUGACCCCAUGGCAGCUCAGAUGCAAAGAAUGCGAGCCCAAAUUGAGCAGUUGCAGGCCGAGCUCCUUUUUUAUCGUGGUGAUGCAAGUUCAGCAUCUGAUGAACUUCAGAUUCUUAAGCGCAAAAUAUGUCUACUUGAAGCGAGCAAUGUAGAACUACAGCGGAAGAUUCAAGAACAGCAAGUCACCUGUGAAAAUCUAACACAACGUGCUAUCGAUUCUCAGGUCGAGAAAGACAAACUAAUACUGAAACUGGAAGGUGCUCGUAAGGGUAAACCUUGGGAUGAGAUCGACUCUAAUUCUGAUCAGGGUUAUGAUCUGUUGAAGACUUACGUAUCAAAAAUUCAGGAGCUAGAAGAUAAUUUGUCACGGGUGAAAAACCAUUGCAACUCAAAACGCAGUCCAUUUGUUGAUUAUGUUGAAUCAGAUGACAGCACGUUACAUUGUGGAAAAGAAUUAUUUCCAUGUCUGAAUGAGCUGUCCUCUGAUUGUGAUUCUACAGCUGUUGAUGUCUCAGAUGAUGCUGACGAUGAUGAAAAGGAGAUUGAGCAUUCUUCUCUUCAAGAAAAAUUGGAUAUGGAGCUCAAAGAGUUGGAUCGUAAACUAGAACAAAAGGAGGCGGAAAUGAAGUGUUUUCCAAGUGCUGAUACCUCGGUUCUGAAACAACAUUAUGAAAAGAAAGUUCACGAGUUAGAACAACAAAAGAGGGAUCUGCAGAGAGAGAUCGAGGAACUUAGACACAAUCUGGCCAAUAUUUCGUCUACCUCUGAUGAUGGUGCUCAAAAAUUGAAGGAAGCUUAUCUUCAAAAGUUGAACGUCCUUGAGGCACAGGUUUCUGAGUUGAAGAAGAAACAAGAUGCUCAAGCUCAACUCUUGAGACAAAAGCAGAAGAGCGAUGAGGCAACAAGACGAUUACAAGAUGAUAUUCAGAGAAUUAAGUCUCAAAAGGUUCAACUUCAACAUAAGAUCAAGCAAGAGUCUGAGCAGUUUAGGCUAUGGAAGGCAUCAAGAGAGAAAGAGGUUCUUCAGCUUAAGAAAGAAGGAAGGAGGAAUGAGUAUGAGAUGCACAAGCUUUUAGCUCUGAAUCAGAAGCAAAAAAUGGUUUUGCAAAGGAAGACAGAAGAAGCUAAUAUGGCAACUAAAAGGCUAAAGGAGCUGUUAGAAUCUCGAAAGGCUUCCUCACGUGAAAUAUCCAGUGCUGGAAAUGGGCAUGGUCCUGGAAUUCAGGCUCUGAUGUCUGCCAUUGAGCAUGAGCUUGAAGUCACAGUAAGGGUACAUGAAGUGCGUUCUGAAUAUGAACGCCAAAUGGAAGAGAGGUCUAGAAUGGCAAUGGAGAUUGCAAGGUUGAAGGAAGAGGCAGGAAUGCUAAGGAUAAACAAUUUAAGAGACGGUCCCGAGUCAAUGUCUCCUGGUGCAAGAAACUCAAGAAUUUUUGCACUAGAAAAUAUGCUUGCAACUUCUUCCAGCACCCUGGUUUCUAUGGCAUCACAGUUGUCGGAAGCAGAAGAACGUGAGCGUGUAUUUAAUGGAAAGGGACGUUGGAACCAAAUUCGGUCUCUUGUUGACGCAAAAAGUCUGAUGAGUUUUCUGUUCAAUUUAGCAUCAUCUUCCAGGUGUGUCUUACGGGAUAAAGAAGUUGACAGCAGGGAGAAGGAUUCGGAAAUAAGAGAUCUCAAGGAAAAGGUUGUCAAAGUCAGUAGUUUGGCUAGACAUCUAGAGAUGCAGAAGGCGGAACUUAUUCAUCAAGUGAAGUUGCAGAAUUCAGCAUUACGAAAGCGUCCCACGAAAAAUGAAGCAGAGUUCUCGAAUUCUGAUAUGAACAGUGGAGGUCACAAAUAUGACUUGCGCAAGCAGGAUAACCGGAACUCCAUGAUUUGGUUAGAGGAUAUGGAUACAUCUGAAUCAGAACAUUCAGAUACAGAUGCAACAGAUGAAGACUGGGUAGAACAUUCAGAAAUGGAUGUGGCAGAUGAAGACUCGGUGCGCCCAAGAAAACAGGGUAGGAAAAGAGUUUCAAGAACAAGAGGCCGUUCAAUUGUCGAAGAUAUCAAUGAUGGUGAAAAUUUGAAUCAAGAUUCUUCUAGUGAUGGAGUCAAUGUUGUUGCCGGGGAAGCUGCAACGGGAAUAUGUUGCACAUGCAGUAAAACUUCAUUAUGCAAGACAAAAAAAUGUGACUGCAGAGCUGCUGGUGGUACUUGUGGGAUCUCAUGUGGUUGUGUAGACACCAGAUGUUCUAACAGAGAUGCUUCUGCUGAGGUUGUAGAAUCACGACAUUUAGAGACAGCUGAAGUUCCAGAAAUGGAAGAAACAGAGAGGACUCAGACUCUUGCUUCUCAGGGAGCAAUGUUGCUUCAAAGUUCACUGGUUGAGAAACCUGGUGGCACAAACAGUGAGCAAGUGGCAAGAAGGAAACCUCUAUCUGACAUUGGGAAUACGGUGGCCAAGUCCAAUGCACCAAAGCCUAACCAGCGAAAGAAAUGGCGAAAAACAGUGAUUCAACUUGUUCCAGUUGCUCCUCCAUCUGGACAGCCAGAGAAUGUGGAAGCACCACCACCCCAGAAUGCAGAUAAUAGUGCAAAUGAGGCCAACAUCCCCCUGAAGUUGCCAAGGGCUAUGCGAUCAGCGGCAUCGAAUAGUGGCAACCUUUUGAGGGAGAGGAAUACUGAUAAACCAGAUGAAUUAACAAGCAAGGAGAAUGGUGUCCUUGCUCCAGGAAGUCCUGCUCGACCACCGAAAACUUCAGAGGAGAAAGAGAACCAUGGCCUCUAGCUUAAUUCUCAUUCCUUUCUCCCUUGUUGGGGAUAUUAGAUUGGUUGGACUUGCAGUACUAACUGUUAGCCACGCUCACCAUUUAGUGUAUUUUUUGAUUGGAUUAGUUGGUGGAAGAUGUCUGAAAAUGGUAUCUAACGUUGAUAAGUUAGAGCCUUGAUCCAUCCCAUCCCGGAUUUGGGGGACGUCUGGUAUCAAAUGUACCGGACUAAUGUCCGGUAGAAGUGUGAACCGUUGAUCGAAUCCAACGGUCUGCAUUUUCUUUGCCCAAAAUUUGGUAUUUUCGACUCUCUUCCUAACAUAUCUAGCACUUCUUCCAAACA